CAGACUGUUCCAGAAGACCCGGAUAGAACCUCUCGGCCACGCUGAGCCGGGGCGUUGUGCCGCACGCUGCUUUCCGCUUCGUCCUGAGCCCGGGCAGCGAUGGCGGCCGUGAAAACCCUGAACCCCAAGGCCGAGGUGGCCCGCGCGCAGGCGGCGCUGGCGGUUAACAUCAGCGCGGCGCGGGGACUGCAGGACGUGUUGAGGACCAACUUGGGGCCUAAAGGCACCAUGAAGAUGCUCGUUUCUGGCGCCGGAGACAUCAAGCUUACAAAAGAUGGCAACGUGCUGCUUCACGAAAUGCAAAUUCAACACCCUACAGCCUCUUUAAUAGCAAAAGUAGCAACAGCCCAGGAUGAUAUAACUGGUGAUGGUACUACUUCCAAUGUCCUGAUCAUUGGAGAGCUGCUGAAACAGGCAGAUCUCUACAUUUCUGAGGGUCUUCAUCCCAGAAUAAUCACCGAAGGUUUUGAAACUGCAAAGGAAAAGGCCCUGCAGUUUCUGGAACAAGUCAAAGUAAGCAGAGAGAUGGACAGGGAAAUACUUAUGGAUGUGGCCAGAACAUCUCUGCGUACUAAAGUUCAUGCUGAGCUUGCGGAUGUCCUAACAGAGGCUGUGGUGGAUUCCAUUUUGGCCAUUAGAAGGAAAGAUGAACCUAUUGACCUGUUCAUGGUUGAGAUCAUGGAGAUGAAGCAUAAAUCAGAAACUGAUACAAGCUUAAUCAGAGGACUUGUUUUGGACCAUGGGGCACGGCACCCUGAUAUGAAAAAAAGAGUAGAAAAUGCAUACAUUCUCACAUGCAACGUCUCCUUGGAAUACGAGAAAACAGAAGUGAAUUCUGGCUUUUUCUACAAGAGUGCAGAAGAAAGAGAAAAGCUAGUAAAAGCUGAAAGAAAAUUCAUUGAAGAUAGAAUUAAAAAAAUAGUAGAACUGAAAAAGAAGGUCUGUGGUGAUUCAGAUAGAGGAUUUGUUGUUAUUAAUCAAAAGGGAAUUGACCCCCUCUCCUUAGACGCUCUUGCAAAAGAAGGCAUCGUAGCUCUGCGUAGAGCAAAAAGGAGAAACAUGGAGAGGCUGACUCUGGCUUGUGGUGGGGUGGCUCUCAAUUCCUUAGAUGACCUGAAUCCUGACUGUCUGGGACAUGCAGGACUGGUUUAUGAGUAUACUUUGGGGGAAGAGAAGUUCACCUUUAUUGAGAAGUGUAACAAUCCGCGCUCUGUCACGUUGUUGGUGAAAGGACCAAAUAAACACACGCUCACUCAGAUCAAGGACGCAAUAAGAGACGGCUUGAGGGCUGUCAAGAACGCCAUCGAUGAUGGCUGCGUGGUUCCAGGCGCUGGGGCAGUAGAAGUGGCGAUGGCCGGAGCGCUGAUGAAGCACAAGGCCAGCGUCAAGGGUCGGGCCCAGCUCGGAGUCCAAGCGUUUGCCGAUGCCUUGCUCAUUAUUCCCAAGGUCCUUGCUCAGAACUCUGGCUUUGACCUUCAGGAAACACUAGUUAAAAUUCAAGCAGAACAUUCUGAGUCGGGCCAGCUUGUGGGUGUGGACUUGAACACAGGUGAGCCCAUGGUAGCAGCAGAAGCAGGUGUGUGGGAUAACUAUUGUGUGAAGAAACAGUUGCUUCACUCCUGCACUGUGAUUGCCAGCAACAUCCUCCUGGUCGACGAGAUCAUGCGGGCCGGAAUGUCCUCUCUGAGAGGCUGAGCGGAGCUUCCCGCGUACCGUCUGAGUCCUGAAGGCUACAGAGUGAUCCUGAGGAAUAGAGUUGUGGAAUCUUUGUUCAAGCUUCCAGUGAUUUUCAGAGGAAUUUUCUUUUCCACAUGAAAAAGAGGAGAGAACACUUGGCAACUAUUAAAAUUAUGUUGUGGAAUUCUAAUUACAGUAUUUCCUAGUUGCACUGAGUGUACACACAUAGAGCAGGUCCUUUGUAAUUACCCAGAAAACAUGGCUUUGCUUUAGCUUCAUUAACAUAAAAGUUAAUAACUUGUUUAUUAAAUAUUCCUUGAAAAACAA
Chinchilla lanigera (long-tailed chinchilla) is the source of this 2004-nucleotide messenger RNA. It is a transcript of the gene Cct6a, whose product is annotated as chaperonin containing TCP1, subunit 6A (zeta 1). Lineage: Eukaryota; Metazoa; Chordata; Mammalia; Rodentia; Chinchillidae. Bases 100 to 1695 code for a protein of 531 amino acids. Gene Ontology annotation, cellular component: chaperonin-containing T-complex. Gene Ontology annotation, biological process: protein folding. The transcript is spliced from 14 exons. The record is from RefSeq and is a predicted model, not a curated record. Gene Ontology annotation, molecular function: ATP-dependent protein folding chaperone; ATP binding; ATP hydrolysis activity.